AUGAAACAAACCGACAAAUUUCAUCAAAAAUCGUUUACGGAAAAACAAAGAAUGGUGGAAUUGAACGAUACUGAAAUGAAAGAAACUGAUGGAAAAGAGACAACUGUUAUGCUUUCAAAAGAAGAGAAGAAAGAUGUUGAUUUAUUAACAAUUGAAGAUAUCAAAGAACAAGUGAGAACAAUUGAAAAAGCUGUUACGUCGAAAGAACCUUGGUAUAUUCUUCGUGUGCUACGUGCAUUGGCGUCAACAAGAAAACGCCUUAAUGAAGAUGUACUUCGUCGUUUGAUCAAUUUCUACUAUACAACAAAUGCAAGCGAAAGAGAAAUACUUUUAUCCUAUAUUCACUCUGUGCAACCAAUGGAUGUCGAUAUGCCAUCUUCAACAGCAACUGUCUCACCAUCAGCUACAGCCGCAUCGAGCACACUGUCAACCACAAUCGGUGGAGCAGCAACGUCUCGUUCUCAAACAUCUCGUUCACGUGCUAUCUCAUUACCUGAAGUAGAUUUGUACAUACAUUUAAUUGUACUCUUAUUUUUAAUUGAUCGAAAUCCAUUAAAAUCUGCUCCUGAAUGUGCUAAACGUCUUGUUGAGAAAACUACUGUAUUAAAUCGUCGUACAAUCGAUUUACUUGCAGCAAAAUGUUAUUUCUACUACGCUCGUGUAUUUGAAUUAAAUAAUAAAUUGGAUGAAAUUAGACCUUUUCUUCAUUCUCGUUUACGUACAGCCACGUUACGUAAUGAUUUUGAAGGUACAGCUGUGUUGAUUAAUUUAUUAUUAAGAAAUUAUCUACAUUAUAAUUUAUAUAGUCAAGCACAAAAACUUGUAUUAAAAUCGGUAUUUCCUGAUCAUGCAUCUAAUAAUGAAUGGGCACGAUAUCUCUAUUAUCUUGGUAUAACAGCGUCAAAAGAUUGUCGAAUACGUGCAAUGCAACUGGAGUAUACAAAAGCACAUCAACAUCUGUUAACAGCUAUUAGAAAAGCACCACAACAAACAGCUAUUGGUUUUCGCCAAAAUGUGAAGAAAAUUGCUCAAAAGUUUCUUGUGACUGUUGAACUAUUACUCGGUGAUAUACCUGAUAAAGCAACAUUUAAAAAUCAACAGUUAAAACGUUCACUGAAUCCAUAUUAUCAACUGACAUUAGCUGUACGAGCAGGAAAUUUGGCUCGAUUCAAAGAAGUCCUUGAGACAUUUGGUGAUCGUUUUCAACAAGAGAAAACUUGGUCUCUUAUUAUUCGACUCCGACAUAACGUGAUUAAAACGGGAAUUAAAAUGAUCAAUUUAUCUUAUGCAAAAAUAUCAUUUGUUGAUAUUGCACAAAAAUUACAAUUGGAUUCACCUGAAAAUGCUGAAUAUAUUAUUUCUAAAGCUAUCCGUGAUGGUGUCAUUGAAGCGUCGAUUGAUCAUGAAAAAGGUUAUAUGCAAUCGCGAGAAAUUAUUGAUGUUUACACAACACGUGAACCAAUGAAUGCCUUUCAUCAACGUAUUGAAUUUUGUUUAAAAGUUCAUAAUGAAUCUGUCAAAGCCAUGCGUUAUCCACCAAAAAAAUAUAAUGAAGAAUUAGAAACUGCUCAGGAGCGACGUGAACGAGAACAAGAAGAAUUAGAACGACAUGCCCAAGAUAAAUUAUCAUUACAAUCUCCAAAGAUAGUAUUACCAGUAACUAUUGAGAAUAAUACUCAUGACCAACCACAAACAGAUGAUCUUCAGCAAAAUUCUUCUACUACAACGUGCAAUACUACUAAUUCAAUCGAGAAUGAACAUUCAUCAUUUUCAAAAGCUGAAUCAACUGAAGUAGGAGAUCAAAUAAUAUUAGAUUCCAAACAAUCGGGUUUAUUACGUUUAUUAGACUCAACUGUUUGUACAGUAUCUAUUGUUAUCACAUAUUUGUUCAGUUCUAAAGAGCCAAGUGUACAAAAAUUUCUUGGUAAAAAGUUAUUUGAAUACCAAAAUGAUCAACUCGAUUUUUAUCUUCCACAAUUGCUCAACAUGUAUAUACACAUUGAAUCUAUAGCUAAUGUCAUUCAUGAUUACAUUACAUCUAGAUGUACUCAAAGUGUUGAUUUUUCUCUUCAAUGUGUCUGGUUACUGGAUGCUUACAUUGCGGACACUAUGAAAAAAGCGACUAAACCUAACGAUGCUGUACAAUUAUAUUUCGAUAUUUUAUAUGAAAAAUAUAAACCAAAAAUAUGUUAUACACCUACAGCCACCACAUAUCAUCAUCAUUUUCCACUAGAUGAAGAGAAUGAAAAUUUUAAUGAACGAGAAUGUUUACAUAUCCCAACGAUAAUAACAGAUGAAAAUGAACCAGUUGUUCAACCACACAACGAUCCAACGUUCAAUAAUUCUGAAUCGGUUAAUGAAUUUCCUAUUAAUGACCAUUAUGAUACUAAAAGUGAAAGAGCAUAUCAAGAAAAGGGUCAAGAAAAUAUCAAUCAAGCAAAGAAAAAAGGACACCAAAAAUCAAAAAGUGAUGUUUCUGAAAAAUCGAUAAACGUUAAUGGUCAUCGUCGUCAACCAAAGCUGUGUUUAGGCGAUAUAAAUUCUGGUCGUGCAUUUGAUAAUAAUUGCCUUUGUUUUGAAAGUGUACAUGGAUUUCGUAGACGAGAAUGUACAUGUAAUGCUUCUAAGUUAGGUCCUGAACACUUUUUCAUGACAGCACUAGUGAAUAUUGGCAAAAAACUACCACAAGUACCAACAAAAGAGAAGAAAAGUCAGAAUCUGAUUGCCGAAAUGAAACGUAUGAAUAUGAAUUUACCUGCCCGUGUGUGGGUGCCAUUGUAUAAUUUUCAACAUCAUGUUGUUCGUAUUGCUUAUACAGAAUCAACCGUAUUAAAUUCCAGAGAUAGGUCUCCAUAUAUUAUCUAUAUUGAAGUUGUUGCUUGCGAUAAUGUAUUUUGUUCUCCGUUGCCCACAAAACAGUUUGAUUCAAAACUACGUUCAACACGUUCCGAAGAAAAUUUAACAUUGCAAAGUGAACGUUAUAAUAAUUAUCUAAAUGCAACAUGUGAAACGCAAAGUUUAGAUGCAGAAUUGAUCGAUUCUUAUCGUUCAUUUGUAAAUAAUGACGAUGCUGAUAUUUGGUCAACAUCGGAUGAAGUAGAUGAACCACCAAAACGAGCUGCAUACAAGUUACCUAAUGUAUGCAUGACUCAACAUCAACUAGCACACAAUGGCACCGGAGGACCAACAUCUGAUACUCAAUCAAUACGUUCGACAGAAAGUCGUUCAAGCCAACAAGAAAUAAUGGCGGCUGAAAUAAGAAAAAGAUUAUCAGAAGUGAAAACAAUGGGACCCAUAACAUUUGAACGUGAUCCAGAAGAUCCGUCGGCAGCCGCUUUAAAAGAACCAUGGGACAAAAAAGAACAACGUUUACGUCAAAGUUCACCAUAUGGACAUUUGAGAAAUUGGCGUUUAUUAGCUGCCAUUGUCAAAUGUGGUGACGAUUUAAGACAUGAAUUACUUGCUUAUCAAUUUAUGGUUCGAUUAAAGGAAAUUUGGCAACUUGAACAUGUACCGGUAUUUAUCCGUCCCAUUAAUAUUCUCGUUUUAUCCAAUAAUAGUGGUUUAAUUGAGCCAAUUUUGAAUGCUGUUUCAUUACAUCAGAUUAAAAAAAAUUCCAAGUUAUCAUUGAGAAAUUAUUUCUUACGUGAAUUUGGCACAGCAACGAGUGAAAAUUUCUUAACAGCCACAAGAAAUUUUGUGCAAAGCUGUGCCGGAUAUUCGAUUGGCUGUUAUCUAUUACAAGUCAAAGACAGACAUAAUGGAAAUAUUCUGUUAGGCGACGAAGGACAUGUAAUUCAUAUCGAUUUUGGGUUUAUGUUAUCGGCAACGCCAAAAAAUUUGGGCUUUGAAAGUUCACCAUUCAAAGUCACGAGAGAAUUUGUUGAUGUAAUGGGUGGAUUACAGAGCGAUAUGUUUGAAUAUUAUAAAAUUCUAAUUUUACAAGGACUAUUAGCAGCUAGAAAACAUAUGGAUCAAUUAAUGCCAAUUGUCGAAAUCCUGCAGCAUGGUUCUCAACUGAAUUGUUUUUCUAAGGGCAAUGUAACAUUGAGAUUACGCGAACGAUUUCAUUUGAAUAUGACCGAUGAACAGUUACAAAUGUAUGUUGAAAAUAUGGUUGAAAGUAGUUUGAAUUCAUUGACUACAAAAAUGUAUGACAAUUAUCAAUAUUAUACAAAUGGGAUCAGUUAUUAA
Messenger RNA from Didymodactylos carnosus, 4194 nucleotides. The record is from the annotation of a GenBank genome assembly. Lineage: Eukaryota; Metazoa; Rotifera; Eurotatoria; Philodinida; Philodinidae.